Perca flavescens (yellow perch) is the source of this 5178-nucleotide messenger RNA. It is a transcript of the gene nr3c2, whose product is annotated as nuclear receptor subfamily 3, group C, member 2. The transcript is spliced from 10 exons. The record is from RefSeq and is a predicted model, not a curated record. Gene Ontology annotation, molecular function: DNA-binding transcription factor activity; zinc ion binding; sequence-specific DNA binding. Gene Ontology annotation, biological process: regulation of DNA-templated transcription. Lineage: Eukaryota; Metazoa; Chordata; Actinopteri; Perciformes; Percidae. The coding region runs from base 300 to 3287 and encodes 995 amino acids.
CAUGUGCAGAAUGACGUCGCGCUGAAGUCCGACCGACUCCUUCGUUUGUUUUUAUUACUCUUUUAAUCUUGGACCCAGAAUCGGUAAUCUGUAAAUUUGCGGCCAUAAUGUGAGAUCAUCUGCCGCUGUCGUCCGACCCGUGGCUGCCGUUCGUCCUGUCAGGAGCCGCGGCUCGCUGUGGAGGAUUUACUAGUGAUAAUACGCAGUAGACUUCUCCAUCCUCUGGAUUAUCGCUGCCCAGCAACACGGCCACCUGACAACUCUGAAUGUCGUAAUUAAGGUGGAUCAAUGAGCCAGCAAUGGAGACCAAAAGAUACCAAAGUUUCUUUGAUGGAAGUAAUACAGAGAACAGAUGGGCGCAGGUCCCCAACACCAUGGAGCACUGCUGCAGCACAGAGGAUUCAAGUCUGACUAGCAGUGAUAUCCUGAUGGACAUAGUCAAUGUGAGCUGCCCUGCUGGAAGCCCGGCAACCGACUGCAAAGACAACAAUACAAAGAAGCAGGAGCAGCCAAUCCUUCGGCUCAGCCAGAACCAGCCAUUUGUUCUCCCACAUUUCAACAACUCUGUCCAUGGUCAUAAGCAGGAAAUGGACUCUAAGGAGCUUUCCAAGACUGUGGCCGAGUCUAUGGGCCUGUAUAUGAAUGCUGCCAGGGAGGCGGACUUUGCCUUUAGCCAGCAUGGGGGCAGUACCAGCCCUGGGAAGAUGUAUCCAGUGUGUGGGCGGGUUCUAGAGGAGACCCAGUGUGGCUCCACAAAGAGCCCCAAGUUAAAGCCAUUUGGUUUCCAGCAGCCCAGCACCACUCCCAGAGAAUGCACCACUGGGACUCCCGUUAGUUCAGCCUCAAUGCUGGCCUCAUCUCUGUCCUGCAGCCCCCAGACCUCCAGCUCCAUCUCUAGCCCCGGGGGCAGCAACAAUAUGGUGUCGUCAACCACCAGCCCUCCUACAUGUUUUGGACCAGUGUGCUCGUCCGUCAGUAGUCCUGUCAGCCAGACGUCUUGUGCUGCAACUCUGGCCAACAUCAAGCGCAGGAAUUCAGCCACAUGUAGCCCCGUGGGGUCCAGCACGGUGGGCUCACCACCUCUCACCAGCCCGCUCAACGUCAUGAGAUCCCCCAUGUCCAGCCCACAGAGUAUGAGUAGUGUGAGAUCUCCUCCGUCCUGCAGCACUACCUGUAACAUUAGGUCAUCUGUCUCGAGCCCUACAGGUGGCAGCUGCACCAGCACUGCCAACAACUGCAACACAGCAAGGCCGUCCAUCUCCAGUCCGGCCGCAGGGGGUGCCAUGGCUGUCAGCAGCCCACAGAACCCCUCCUCAGGUGGGUUUCCCGUGUCCAGUCCUACUGGUGGACUGGGUUUGGUGCAGAAUGACACCAACAGCCCAGAAGCAGCAGGUCUGAGCAGAGACGCAGACUUCAAGAACUUUGAAUUCCCUAAAGUAGAGGUGGUAGACGGGGAGGUGUUCAACGUCGGCUUAGACCAGAUGGGCAUGGUUAAGUUCAUAAAGAACGAGCCUGGAACUGACUUCAGAAGCAUGUGUUUAGGCAGCUCCAAAUGUAAUGCGAGUAGCACGCCUUUUAUCACACAGAUUAAGAGCGAGCCAAACAAAAAUGAGGGAUGUAUGAACCAACAGCCCUAUGGUGAGCAGUCACCAUCUCUUAGUCACUUUCCUGCAUCUGAGACCACCUAUUUGUCCUUGAGGAAUAACAUUGAUGAAUACAGUCUUUCUGGUAUCUUAGGACACCCUGUCGCCUCUAUGAAUGGGAACUAUGAGUCUGAUGUGUUCUCCAACAAUGUUCUGUCUAAAGGGGUUAAGCAGGAGACCACUGAUGGCAGCUAUUACCAAGAGAAUAACAGCAUGCCCACAUCGGCUAUUGUUGGAGUUAAUUCCGGUGGACAUUCAUUCCAUUACCAGAUUGGAGCGCAAGGAACAAUGUCUUUCACGCGGCAUGAUGUGAGGGACCAGUCCAACCCUUUGUUGAAUCUCAUUUCGCCUGUAACAGCGUUAAUGGAGUCGUGGAAAUCUCGGCCGGGCAUGUCACAGGGGUCACUGUCAGCCAGAGGCGAGGGUUACCUGGGACAGAACUGCAUCACGGACAGCAUGUCGAGCUCGCCACUGAGACAACCGUCCUCAACGGCCAAAGUGUGCCUGGUUUGUGGCGACGAGGCAUCAGGAUGCCACUACGGUGUUGUGACAUGCGGAAGCUGCAAAGUCUUCUUUAAAAGAGCCGUGGAAGGUCAGCACAACUACCUGUGUGCUGGGAGAAAUGACUGUAUCAUUGACAAGAUUCGAAGGAAAAACUGUCCUGCAUGUCGCGUACGGAAGUGUCUCCAGGCCGGGAUGAACCUAGGAGCACGGAAGUCCAAGAAGUUAGGGAAGCUGAAGGGUGUCACCGAGGACGUGCAGGGCUCUAAGGACGGCCAAACUGCCACAGGUGGCGUGGGAGGCGGUUACCUGUCCUCAGAGAAGGAGCUCACAGCCAGCGCUGCCAAUGCCCUGGUGCCCCACGGGCCUGGGGUGGUCACACCUUUUCUGCCGCCGUCCAUCUGCAGUGUGUUGGAGCUGAUUGAGCCUGAAGACGUGUACUCUGGUUAUGACAACACACAUCCUGACACCGCUGACCACAUGCUGUCCAGUCUCAACCGCCUGGCCGGAAAGCAGAUGGUACGCAUGGUGAAGUGGGCCAAAGUACUUCCAGGUUUUCGGAGCCUGCCCAUUGAGGACCAAAUCACCCUGAUCCAGUACUCAUGGAUGUGUCUGUCCUCCUUUUGCCUCAGCUGGCGCUCCUACAAACACACCAAUGGACAGAUGCUCUACUUUGCCCCUGACCUCAUCUUUGACGAGGAGCGCAUGCAGCAGUCAGCCAUGUACGACCUGUGUCUGGGCAUGAGGCAGGUGAGCCAGGAGUUUCUACGACUGCAGCUAACCUACGACGAGUUCCUCUCCAUGAAGGUCCUUCUGCUUCUCAGCACAGUUCCUAAAGAGGGUCUGAAGAACCAGGCGGCGUUCGAGGAGAUGAGGGUUAAUUACAUUAAGGAGCUCCGGCGUUCAGUGGGAAAAGCAACCAACAACUCUGGCCAAACCUGGCAGCGCUUCUUCCAGCUCACCAAGCUACUGGACGCCAUGCAUGAUCUGGUGGGGAACCUGUUGGACUUCUGUUUCUACACCUUUCGUGAGUCCCAGGCCCUGAAGGUGGAGUUCCCUGAAAUGUUGGUGGAGAUCAUCAGUGACCAGAUACCAAAGGUGGAGUCAGGCCUCACUCACACAAUCUACUUCCACAAGAAGUGACUCACUUAGCAGUCGGGACACAAGCGGCAUAAAGAACUGGAAGAGAGGAGGAAGAAGUUCAAGAAGAGAAAAUGUGCGAAAAAAGGGCCAGACCAGUUGGCUCGCACCCGGUCGCCCAGUAUGCCAGCGUCCUCGCCUUGGAUGGGAAAAGUCAAGUGACGUGGUGACAGAAGUAAAAAGGGGAGAACUGAUUUGACCCUGCAGUCACCACGAGGGUGGUCAGAGCUGUGAAUAGUUCGUGGAGCCGAGCGCGACACGCUGAGGACUUGAGAUAAAUGUGACAAAGCAUCCUGAAGUACCCCACCCCGUGCUCCCCUUGCCCCAAAGACGAUAACAGUAUUUUCUAUGGAGAUAAAGCCAUACAGUUCUUAGGAUGCGCUAGAUACAGUCACUGCGUUCGCACACACACACACACACACACACACACACACACACACACACACACACACACACACACACACACAGUAGAGGGAAAUUGAUACACAUGCUGUCCACAUGCCUUCACACAAACGCACAGAUGCACUCCACAUGCACUAAAAUCAGAUUCCCUUACAAAUCUAGAGAGCAAGUUUUUGCAAAUAUUUAAUGUGGCUUAUGCAGUCUUUCACAAAUAAUAGCACUAUGAAAUUAUAAAAAGAUAUGCUAAUACUUAGAUUUCGCUUUGCAGUGUAGCAGCAUACUGCAAGACUACAAGGCAAGGGACAUUAUGAGGAGGCAGAAAUUCUAGACUGUAAGGCGAAAGGUCUAUUUGAAUAUAAUCCAAGGGCUAUACAAGCAUCAUCAUAAGUUGAAUAGUUACAUUAAAUCUAAAAAGUCCAAUUUUGAAUCUCAAUCAGUGUCAUAACAGCCAUCAUUAACAUUCACAUUUUUUUAAAUAAAUUAUUUAGUAAAACAAUCAAAACUAAUAUGCAAAAGUCCAAAGCUAAAGCUGUUAAAUUAAAAAAAAAUGUCUCUCUUGUGUAAUGUAAGCUUGCACAUGAAGCUCCCAUGUAAUAAAGUCAUUAUUUUAGGAAUUGUUGUGUAGAGUUAAGACAAUAUUGAUGAGCGAUUUUACCUUUGUGCAAAAACGGUCAGGAGUGUCGCAGGAUGGAAAACAUCAUGCAUUUACGGAAACGAUUUCAGUAGAGUCCGCUGGUAAUGGAUUUGACUGAGGUGCAUCCAUAGUAAUUGUGUUUUGUGUUAUCUCCAGAGCAGCUGUCCAAAUGUCUGUUUUUACUCACAAUGAAGCAAAACCAGCCCUUUGUGAACCAACACUUAUCUACUCUUCCCAGAAAUAAUAAAAAACGUUUUAUAAAAGUGUGUUGCAAAGGUUUAGUUUUUGACAAGCCAGUCAUUUUUCAUUAAGGUGCUUCAUUUUUACAAAGCCAGGCAAAGCAUAACAUGUACAGUAACGCGUAGACAGUCCAUACUGUACAAUACACUUAUAUGGACACGCAGUUUAAACACACAUACUCUGUAAAGUUGAUAUAAUCCAAAAUGGAGCAUUACUCUGCAGUGCUUACAGCAAACGGCUAAUGUAUCAAAAACCAGGCAGAUGUUUAUAGGUAUUAACAAAUUCUUAAACACAUUCUAUUCAGCAGUUGUACAGAAGAUGUUUUGAGGUACAUGUGGAUGAAUGCUUGAUGAAGAACUGUUGGUACUGUAUUAUCAUAUUUCCUAACUCUACUCUUUGGGCCAAGUACUACUAUUUUAGGUAUGGCAGGCCCAGUCGUCUGGACCAUUAACUUGUCUCACACCCCACUGGUUUUUGGGUAGUUGUGGAAUACUACUAUGAUGCUACUGAAAAGCGAUAGAGCCGCUAGAUGAGAAAAACAGUGGGGGCGUGUGAUUAUUUGUUUUGUUUUUUUGUGCCCUGUGAGUGUGUAUUUACAUUUGUGUGUGUGUGUGUGUG